Molecule: messenger RNA, 2635 nt
Organism: Acipenser ruthenus (sterlet)
Lineage: Eukaryota; Metazoa; Chordata; Actinopteri; Acipenseriformes; Acipenseridae
Product: complement C1q tumor necrosis factor-related protein 4-like
Exons: 2
Coding region: 277-1410 (377 amino acids)
Molecular function (GO): protein binding
Source: RefSeq, a predicted model, not a curated record
CUCUGGGACUGGGAUUAAGCGUCAUUCCUCCUCCUUCUCACCAGCAGACCCCUCGGGAAUGGUUUUCUCUUUCUCUAAUCUCGCCCGUCUGCUGCUGGCACUGCGCUCCUGCCUCUCCAAGUCCAUCUGUUCGGGUGAAAGUGGAUUUGCAGGGAUUUUCACACUGGCACGUUGGACCUCUGCUUGUAGCGUUGAAAAAGAAAGAUUGAAAGCAACCGCAGGCUUUAAGUAAAGGGUGGUUCAUACUUCAAUCGCUCGACCGGCGCUGAGGGAAAGAUGAUGUCACCAACCCUUCAUCUCUUGAUCGGAUUGCUCUGCCACGUGACAAGCCUUCUGAUUCCCAGCCACGCAGCUGCAGAAGGUGCCACCGAGCUGAGAUCUGCCUUCUCCGUGGCCAGGACCAGCAGCAUGGAGGGAGGACCCAAGAUGGUCAUCACCUUCGACAAGGUCUACGUCAAUAUCGGCCACGAUUUCGACCCCAAAACCGGGCUCUUCCGCUGCAGGGUCCCUGGGGCGUACUACUUCUCCUUCACGGUGGGCAAGUUCCCCAGGAAGAACCUCUCGGUGAUGCUGAUGAAAAACAAGAACGAGGUGCAGGUGAUCGUGUACGACGAGCACCAUGGCAAAGACAGGAAGGUGCAGAGCCAGAGUGCCAUGCUGCAGCUGGAGUUCGGUGACACGGUGUGGCUGCGCUUGCACGGGGACCCCAGAUACGCCCUCUACAGCAACACGGGCCCGUACACCACCUUCAACGGAUACCUCAUCUACCCCAACACCUAUUCCUACUUGGGGAACAGUCUGAGUGACCAAGAGUCAGCUGAUCAGCAGUCAAGCCAUGCCUCCAAUACCAAGGUUACUCCUGGAAAUAAAGACUGCACUCAGAAGGAGGAUCGUAUGCUCGCUGAUCAGCCGACCGCAGUGAUGGAGAAGGAAGAGGAAGAGGAAGAAGAAGAUGACCUCAGAUCUGCGUUCUCAGUGGCCAGGAGUCAGAGUGUCUUGGGAGAGGACCAGGGCAUAUUUCAACACAAGCCCAUGACGUUCGACACGGAUUUUGUGAAUAUCGGGGCUGACUUCAACACCAGCGCAGGUGAGUUCACCUGCCGUGUCCCGGGUGCUUACUACUUCUCCUUUACGAUCGGGAAGCUCCCGCACAAGACCAUGUCGGUGAAGCUCAUGAAAAACCACCUGGAAGUCCAGGCUAUGAUCUACGACGACAGCAGUUCCAAGAGGAGGGAGAUGCAGAGCCAGAGCCUGAUGCUUGCCCUGAAGAAAGGGGACACAGUCUGGCUCUACAGCCACCAGCACGAUGGCUACGGGGCCUACAGCAACCACGGAAAGUAUAUCACAUUCACAGGAUUCCUCGUCUACCCGGAGCUGACUCAGCACAGGCAGCAGAGACAGAAAAACUAAAUCGGAUGCCUUGAGAAACCCCUUAUUUAUGAAAAGAAAUUAAAGCGUGUCUGAUGUGAGCUUUCUUUUGUGUUUUGCUUUGUUUUGUUUGUUUUUAAUUCAGAAGCAUGUUUAAGACUUCCCAGAUGGCUGUUAUUAAGAUGAUGUUGGGUUUUUUUUUCGUAUUAUGAUGAGCAUGCUUAACAAACGUGACGCUAAGACUGACCGGAAGUGGGUUUUUUUUUGCCAUUAAUGCUGAUCAUCCAGAACUCUGUAAGGCAUUACAAAGCAGUGUCUGCUGUGUCAACCGAUCAAAGUGAAAAACGUCCCAGAUUAGCUGUUUUUCCACUUGGACGUCUCUGUCUUGUUUUUAAAUGCUGUGCUCGUAUAAAACUGAAAUACUUUUUAUUUUGUAAUGCAUUUGAAUAUUCUAAACCUAAACCUUCGAGUCUUGUUGUAGAUUUGUCUUACAAAACACCUAAAGGCAUUCAUCAGGAUUACACAAACUAGACUAGCAGUGAGAUGAAGUGCAGCCUCAUACUCAUUAUAGUACCUAACUGAGGAGAAGUCAUGUCUCAGCCUUUGUCUGGGAGGUGUAUAAUCCUUCUGUUAUCUAUUCAGGUUCUGUAGAUGAUUUCAACGCAGGCUCCUUUUCCGAAAUGAGACUGGUUUGAAAGAAGGAUUUACCUCUUCACGCAUCGCCAAGGUUCAGACACUGGGAGCGUGUCUACAUGCACGGUGCUAGCUCGAUGAAGUUUAAAAUGCUGUUAUUAAAUUAUUUACUGGAAGCUGUAUUAUAAGCAAAACAGUCAUUUUCAUUAAAAAAAACUACUUAAGGAAAAAAAGUAAUUUAUUUUAGCACUCAAUACAGAGUAAAACAGUGUGCUUUAUUAAAUAGCUUACACACACAAUUGUAAAAAUAGCAUAUAAUGCAGAACUACUGUUUCUCAUCAUUUCUAUAGGAAGGUGAAAUAUUAUAUCAUGGUAUAUGUGGUAAUUGGAAAAUUUGUACAUUUAAUAUUACAUGGUCAUGCACUAAAACAGAUAAUGCAUUUUGUAAGACAUGGAUAUACUGUAUGAUGCUCUUAUUUCCUGUGCAAAUGUCUUUCUCAUUAAUUGUUUGAUCCAAAAUGUACAAGCAUUUGAAGUUUUCCUUUUUGAAAUGCUAAGUUCUGACUGUAAAUGAGAUUUCAAAUAAAGGUGACUGUAACAAGACAAGUGCAGCAGAGCUGGACACAAAGGUAAA